This is a messenger RNA of Rhizoctonia solani, 591 nucleotides long. RefSeq names its product Retrotransposable element Tf2 protein. NCBI's taxonomy places the organism in Eukaryota, Fungi, Basidiomycota, Agaricomycetes, Cantharellales, Ceratobasidiaceae. The record is from RefSeq and is a predicted model, not a curated record. Gene Ontology annotation, cellular component: pericentric heterochromatin. Gene Ontology annotation, molecular function: chromatin binding. The transcript has a single exon. The coding region runs from base 1 to 591 and encodes 196 amino acids. Gene Ontology annotation, biological process: chromatin organization; negative regulation of transcription by RNA polymerase II.
AUGAAUCCCUCCAACGUACCAUCCAAUGUGCCAGAGGCAGAUCAGUUAGCAGAUACCUUGGCCAACAAAUGGAAGGAAGCCAAAUCCGCCCUCAGAAUGAGCAAGGAGAAAAUGGUCAGGGACAAAGGGACUGUACCUAAGUAUUUGAUUGGCAAAAAGGUCUGGCUAGAUGGAAAGAAUGUGGAACUGAGGACCAAUUCCAAUAAACUGGACCCUAAGAGACUAGGCCCUUUUGAAGUCUUAGAAGAAAUUUCCAGUCACGCAUAUUGCCUAAAGCUGCCGGAAACUCUGAAGAUCCACAAUGUAUUCUACGUGGGGCUAUUAUCCAAGGUCCAUGAAUCUCCUAGCCAACCGUUUCCAGAACGUCCCCCUCCAGAAACAAUUGAAGGGGAAGAAGAAUACAAGGUGGAACAGAUCAUCAACUCCAAAAGGCAACAAGGAAAAUGGUUCUACUUGAUAAAAUGGAAGGGCUAUGGACCAGAAGAUAACUUAUGGGAGCCAGAAGAACUCCUGGAACACAGCCAAGAGGAGAUUCAACGCUUCAACAAAUCACAACUGAAAAAGGCUUGUGUCUCUGCCAAGAGCCUUUAA